AAUGUUAACGUUCGCUUGUAUAGCGGUAAUAAUUUAGAUUCAUUCAAAUUGGUAUAUCGUAAUCCAAAGAUUAAGAUUGAUUUUUCUAAACAAUCUCAUAUGGUUCUAAAAAGAAGUUUAAAUAAAGAUGCUAAUGCUGCAGAAAAAUCCGCUGAGACAGCAUUAAAGGAUGGUAAUUAUCAGAAACUGAAAAAAGCGUCUCCUGCUGAUGGUGGUGAAAAGAAGAAACAAUCAAGUAUAUUUUUUAAAAUCGUGGAUAGUGCAUUGACAACCAUAAUAGGAUUAGCAGCUAUUGGCCUUGGUGGUGUAGUUUAUAAUGCAUGGUAUGAAUGGAACGAAAUUCAUAAAGUAGAACUAGCGUUCAAAAAACCUGAUCCGUCAUUAAACCGCAGAAUUAGAGAAUUCCUUAAAAGAGAAGAUCUUUUAGAAAAAAUUCAAAAAGCCGUAGAAGGGCACGCUCCUGGAAAAUACCUUUUACUUGUAGGUGAACGAGGAACCGGAAAAACACAGUUAAUUUUGAAUGCAAUGCAAAAAAUAAAUCAACAUGGUGUUGUAUUUGCCGAAGCUCAUUCGGAUUGUGAAAUUUUUAAAGUUAGAUUAGGCAAAGCUCUAAAAUAUACUUAUAGACAAGAUUAUAUUGGUCAGCUUUUUGCUAUAGAAGCUCCUGAACGAGGUUCUGCUUUACUUGAUGUUGAAAAGGCUUUAAAUGUGAUAGAAGCUGUUGCCAUAAAAUAUCACAAAAAACAUCGUCGCCCAUUAGUUCUUAUUAUAAAUAAUAUUCAUGCAUUUAAAAAUGAAGGCCUGUUAGAAUUAUUACAACAACGUGCUGAAUCUUGGGCAGCUACUGAAAUUGUGACAAUGAGAGAUGCUUCUAAAAUGGAGGUUGAAAUGAUAAGAGACUUAGAACUUGAAGAAGCGAUAAGCUUAUUAAAAACAAACCGACCAGAAACUGAGGUCGUAUUGAAAGAAAUUGUUGAACAAAUUGGCGGUCGUAAGUCGUAUCUCGAGAAAUUAGCCAAAGAACCUGACAUUUAUGCAACUGCUAAAAGACUAGAAAAUGAAGAAAGAAUUUGGAUAAUUAAUCAAAUAGGCCUGAUUCCUGAUUUUGAAGAAAGUGCUUUCGAUAAUCAAAAAUAUGCUGCAUAUGCAUGGAAAUUAAUUCGCGCAAUUGUAAAAUCUCCAAAUAAUACUGUCCCAAAAUUAGCCAAUGUUUGUGAAAGAAUUAAAAAAAUUGGUCAGGGCAAAGCAUAA
Messenger RNA from Racocetra persica, 1251 nucleotides. The record is from the annotation of a GenBank genome assembly. NCBI's taxonomy places the organism in Eukaryota, Fungi, Glomeromycota, Glomeromycetes, Diversisporales, Gigasporaceae.